CCAGCCUUACGUAAGACAUGCAGAGAGAAAACAUGUCAUUCGUACGGUGAUGAAUCCUGUCGGUCGGUUCUUGAAGAAUACCGCCGGUUUACGACGCUUGACAGUGUUCUCAAGGCAGCUCCAAGGCAGGAGAACGACCGGCUUUGCAAUGGCCAACAAUUCCCGGCAAACGGCUGGUGUUUUAAUUAUUGGCGAUGAGAUACUGAAAGGUCACACUCAAGACACAAACUCUUUCUUCCUGUGCAAGGAGCUGUAUGACCUUGGGGUCAAAGUUGAAAGGGUAUUGGUCAUCGGAGAUGAUGUCAAGACCAUUGCGGAUGAGAUUGCCAAGUUCUCGUCCGCUUACACGCACGUUGUAACCUCCGGUGGCAUCGGACCAACGCACGAUGACAUUACAUUCGAAGGCGUUGCCAAGGCGUUUGAUGAGCCAAUCCAGGCCCACCCAGAACUGGUCCGUCUCUGCAGGCAUUACUUUGGCGAUGACAAGGACCUGAGCUCGCCCGAACUCAAAAUGGCUCACGUGCCUAAGUCAGCGAGAUUGUUGUACGGGGUGAACGAAACGACCGGUGAGCGACACCCUUACCCGUUGGUUUGUGUCCACAAUGUGUAUGUCUUUCCCGGUAUACCGAAGCUUCUCAGGAGAGCUUUCAAAUCGCUCAAGACUGAGCUGUUCCAGCGUGCUGACAUGUCAUUCCACAUGCGAGAGAUUUACAUCAAUCACUGGGAGAUGGACGUAGCAGACAUUCUCAACAACUUCAACACCGAGUACAAGGACACUGUCCUACUGGGCUCCUACCCCGAGCUUGAUCACAGCUAUUUCAAAGUGAAGUUAACUCUAGAAACGAACAGCCAGGAGACUGUCGACAAAGCACAUGCUAAACUCAUUCAAAUGCUUCCAAAAGAGUUUAUCGUCAGUUACGACAAGGACCCGGUAGGCAACUCGGUCCAGAGGUUACAGCAGCUUCUGGUGGCCCCUGAAUCAGCACAUAUUUCGGGUUUUGUGGGCCCCGCAAUGAGCAUAGUUGAGGAGGCCCUUGACCGGUACCCCUUGUCGUCUAUCUGUCUCGGUUUCAACGGAGGUAAAGAUUGCACGGCGCUCCUGCAUCUCGUCCACACAGUUAUAAAAAGGAAGUUGCCACAGCAAGAAGAGCCGUUGCAGAUUUUAUACGUCGACACCAAGCGCUCGUUUCCAGAGCUGGAGACUUUCAUCACCGAAUCCGUCCAGAGGUAUAACCUGAAAGUAUUGAGGGUUACUGGACCUAUCAAGGAGGCUUUGCAAGUGUUAAAAGAGCAGAACCCCCGAAUCCAAGCGGUUUUCAUGGGAACGAGGCAGUCCGAUCCAUAUGCAAACCAGCUGGGUGCCUUCUCGAUGACAGACAGCAAUUGGCCACAGUACAUGCGCGUCAAUCCCAUGCUGCAUUGGAGCUAUCACGACGUCUGGGAAUUCCUCCGAACGUUGUUCGUGCCGUACUGCAGACUCUACGACAAGGGCUACACGUCAGUGGGCAGCAAGGAAGGGACGGACCCCAACCCAGCACUCCGCUACAUCAACAGCCGAGGCGAGGUGUGCUACCAUCCUGCCUACAUGCUGCAAGAUGGCACAGACGAAAGGACAGGACGGAAACGCUCAGUCAGUCAGAGCUGCACCGACACCAGUCCAUGACACAGUGCCGAGGCAUGUGAGGUCACUGGCGUACCUGCCGUUAGAUUUAGAACUCUCCCGAGUUUUAAGUUUCCAAAUAUAGGGUGUUUCGAUUUUCAUGAAAAGGGGGAAAAAUUAAAGAAGUCUUAGCAAAAGAGGGCACUCCUUUUAGAGAAAAGAGGGUACUAGUUUCAGAAGAAAAGGGGGCGAUAUUUUCAGAAAAAAGAGGGUGCUUGUUUUAGAAAAGAAAGAGGGCGCUAUUUUCAGAAAGAAGAGGGCGCUAUUUCCAAAAGGAGGGUGCUAGUUUCACAAAAAAGAGGGCGCUAUUUUCAGAAAAAGCACUAGUUUCAGAAAAAAGAGGGCGCUAUUUUACGAAAAAAAGAGGGCGCUAUUUGCUAUGUCAAAAUGGCAGUUGUUAUACAUACAUGUGUGUGCACAUGUACAAAAUAUCUUCCCUCGCAUGGCUGCUCAUCUUGCUUAAGACUCCUGAAAUUGUUGUCCAGACAUUUUUCAAUAUUGCCAUGUAUGCACCAGAGCACCCGCUCUUCGGUCGAGUUUGGGCGGCCUGUUCUUGACACGGGCUUCUUAUUUUUGCGCUCGAACGGCAGGAA
Acanthaster planci (crown-of-thorns starfish) is the source of this 2253-nucleotide messenger RNA. RefSeq names its product bifunctional FAD diphosphatase/FAD synthase-like. NCBI's taxonomy places the organism in Eukaryota, Metazoa, Echinodermata, Asteroidea, Valvatida, Acanthasteridae. The record is from RefSeq and is a predicted model, not a curated record. Gene Ontology annotation, biological process: FAD biosynthetic process. Gene Ontology annotation, molecular function: FMN adenylyltransferase activity.